CUUUCCCUAAACCAAUUGUGCAGCAAAGACACAUGCCACUUGGUGCAAAUUCCCGCCAAGACAAGAAAACAAUGACCAGGUCAAUAUUAUUGGMUGACUUUGAUGAUAACUUCAAGCCAGUUAUUACAGGAUCGGCUUACGUCCAAUUUGAAGAAAAAGAUGCGAAUCAAGGACGAAUUGCAGAGCUUAUAAAGCAGUUUACAAACACACAGGAGUCAUAUAUUAUUUGCGACGGAUCUGGUUUUGAAAUACCAGACCAGCCAGAAACAAGGGGCUUCGAUUUUUGGAGGCCAUCUGCUAAAAAAUUCCUGGCUGUUAAAAUCAGCAGAUAUCAUGAUAUUGCAAAAAAAAGAGAAGAAAGGGUGCACAAGAGGAAAAGAUCAUCUACAUGUACAUCAGUAGACGACAUGCAAGAAGACAUCACUACUCUGUUGGCCCAUCAACAGGAGACUGUUAAGUUGUGCAGGACCAUUAAUGAGGACAUGGCUAAUAAUAGUAAUAGAGUUGAASUUAGUCUGACAGAAACUGAAGAAAAGAUAGAGGAUGUUGCUGAAAGAGUGAUCACCAAAAUUGCCGAACUUAAGAGCACUAUCAAAACUGAUCUCAUGGAUCUUUCAGUAUUGAAAGACAUGAUAAGUGAUGCCAUGGGGUCCAGUGAGAUCAUUAAUGUGGUGAGAGGUACUUUAACUUGUCAAAUGUGUAACAUUGUUCCCUCACCAGGAACACUAGUUUUUGGAAUUUGCUGCAGCCAAAUAUUGGGCUGCGGAAACUGCGUUCAGACAUGGUUAAAUGAAAAUGAAACAUGUCCUUUAUGCAGAGAAAAUGCAGUUAGCAAAACAAUCCCAAUCAGAAGUCUAGACAAUAUCUUGGCCAAGUUGACCAAGUAGUCUAAUCAUGGUUUCCAUAAAGUCUGGAUGUUAAUUAUGUUAAGUUCAGUUUAUUUCUAUUAAGUAAAAUAUUUGUGGUUUUCUGAGUCAUUAGACUUCUUUUUUGGCAAGUCAACAACUUUUGGUGAAGCAUGAUGUCAGCACAUUAUUUCCAUCAUAUUUCAGAUAAUAAACAAAAAAGACUUGACAAAUGAGAAGGUAUUCAGCUCUUACAUUCAGUAUUAAUUGUGUAUACGUCGCAUGAAGUGAAGUUCAUCCUAACAAUUGAAAGCACUUUCUUACAGUUCAGAUUGCAGAUGAAACAUCAAAAAAUUAAAUUCACAUAAAAAAGUAGAACAGUUGAAUCAUUUUAUGUAACAAGCUAGUCGGGCAAAGCCGAAAACCACCAAUAUUUGUCCAAGUCAAUGGAUUGUGUUAACCAAAAAGAUAACUAAGCUAUUUAGAAAGUCUUUUUUGAAAGAUUAGACAUGUGCACCCAACAAGGAGCAUUUCUUAAUUUUUUUCYWAAAAAAACUAUGACCAUAUAUAAAAGGCAGUCUKGUCUUCUGAAAGGUGAACCACUGUUGUCUGUAAUUAUAAUGUUACCAUAGUGGCAAAACAGCAAAGGACAUAAUGAUGAAAAAGAUGUAGUCACUCAGUAGCCUUCUAUUGUGGCAUAUCUCCAGCUUUUUCCCUCUUUAUAGAUUUGAGCUUCCUGUUUUCUGAUGCCUGUGAGGGUUAUUGGAUAACGUCACCUCGGUUGGCUGCAUAAGAGGCUGUCAAUACGAAUCAAUUUGAAGUAAUCAUUACAGUGGUACAUGUACCUCUAUCACCCUUUUUGAAUUAGAGGUUGGCCACAGGGUGAAUAGGAAUUCUGGUCACUGCUUGCAUGUAUUAARCAGCUGUUUUGAGAUUGCCCUUUUUUAAGUUGUGUUGCCGUUGUGUUUAAAACAUCACUUUAUCAGUUAUACAAAACAAAUUAUGAUUUAUUCAUCGAUCUCUAAUAAUAUUUUUUAUGCAUAUCAUAGGUCCCUAGGAUUGGACACAUGAAAAAGUUCACAUUAUACAGUUUCAUAA
Molecule: messenger RNA, 1943 nt
Organism: Exaiptasia diaphana
Lineage: Eukaryota; Metazoa; Cnidaria; Anthozoa; Actiniaria; Aiptasiidae
Exons: 3
Coding region: 33-887 (284 amino acids)
Source: RefSeq, a predicted model, not a curated record